GUUUAGCUUGGUUAGGUUCAGUUUGGUAUUUGUCCCCUCCCCACCUGGAAGCUGCGCUGGUCAAUGGAUGGGUGAAUCGACAUGCGCAAGCUUGCAUAGGCGGAAGGUUUUGGGGUUCAGCGGUGAAUAUUAUCGCAAGACAGGCCGGCGAAAUUCCCCAUAGUUGGCCCAUCCCCCCCUCCCAAGCUGCAGGAGUUACACUAGUGAAACGUAAAUCCCCGCAACAGGGAUCAACUGUCAUUCGCUAGUGUCGCAUCCGACAUCAAGUAGGGUUCUUCGCUACCCUGCUUCGCUACUAAUUUUCGCUCUGGACGAAUGCGGUAUAGCCAGGCGGAGCUUCACGGUUUGCUGCAUAACGCUGAAGUGAUAGGUAGAGGUGCGUUCGGCACAGUUUACAAGUGCAGCGAUGGCUUAAGGGACUACGCAGUUAAGCUAACUAGCGAUGAGCGCAGCUACCAGCGCGAGGUUACAGCGCUUGGCACGCUGCAUCACAGAAACAUCGUGUCCCUUCACGGGCAUGGCCACUACAGCGCCGGGGAGCACGCGCUGGUGUAUGAGUUCUGUGUUGAGGGAAGCCUGGGCUCGGCUAUCCGCGACCGGCGCCUGACGCCGAGCAUGGGAUUGGAAAUCCUGAAAGGCGCAGCGAGUGCGUUGGCGUGUGCCCAUGCGCGCGGCUACUUGCACGGCGACCUGAAGCCGGGAAACAUACUGCUAGACAAAAAUUUCAGUCCAAAGGUCGGAGACUGGGGCUUGUCUGCCCACCGGCACGUUGCACCGGCCCGUGGUGACCCGCGCUUCCGUGAUGGCCGGCCUGAGUACACCGCCGAAUCCGACGUUUUCAGCUUCGGGGCGGUGCUGCAGCUGGUCCGCUGGAACUGCGGCCUCUCAAGCCGCCUCAAGGUGUUAGAGCAGGCUUGCUUGCAUCCAGACCCCCGCCACCGGCCUAACAUGGCUUCUGUGGUGCGGACACUUCAGGAACUUCAGGGCCACCAGGGCCACCAGGGCCACCAGGGCCACCAGGGCCACCAGGGCCUCCAGGGCCGCCAGGGCCGCCAGGGCGGAAACGGCCAGCAGGCCAGGCCAGCGCCCAUGGCAGGGCCGCCUGUGAUGCCGCAUAUGAUGCCGCGCAUGAUGUCGCCUGUGAUGUCGCCUAUGAUGGGGCCUAUGGGGCUGCAUAUGGUGGGGCCUAUGGGGCCGGCCUGCAUGUUUUGAAACACCUGACGGAAAAGGGCAGCAUGACGUAUCCCGCAGCAUGCAGAUGUGCAAAAGUUGCAUGUCAUUUGUUGCAUGUCAUGUGUUGCACAACAGAUGGGUCUUUGCUUGCACCGUGGGCAUGGCGCGUAGUGGAUGAGGGCAAAGAAGAAUCAUUUUGAGAUAAGCAAGGACCCGAUGCUGUGAUGUACCUCCUGUUGGUGCCGUUGGUGCCAUUUUAGUGUAGCGCGUGAAGUGUGACGUCCAGUCAAUCUUAGUGCCAGCACCGCAGCUAGCAAUGCAGGAUUCCAGCUUCACAGACAAUUCCAUAACCUGCCGCCGGGGCCGGCGUCGCCUCGAGAGGCGGCCGACCGGUUUGCGGCGGCGGUGGCCCUUCUCCCCGCUGGCUGCUGGGCUGCCGCCGCGCGUGCCGCCCAGCUGGCUCGGGGGCGUGCCGCCGCGCUGCCGCUCCCGGCGGCCCGACAUCGUGAGUGCUACGGCGGGGUCGGUGCAACAGGUGGUGCGGGGGCUUGGCUGGUUGCGGGGGGCCGCCCAUCCUGCUCACUGCCUACACGGUGAAGGCGGGGACCGUGCUACAAAUGGCUCCACAGUAGCCGCCCUGAAGGCUAAGCAUUUGCAAUGUGUGUGCGACGCGGGUGUGUCGGGGGAGGAGGCUGCCCUGGCGGCGGGGGCCUUCGUGUGCACCGUGGCCCACUUGUGGUCGCUGAAAUGGGAGAAUCAUCAUAAGGAAGCACUGUGGCGUGUGGCCGCCAACGCUUGCUGGGCGUUUCCACGGCAUGCUAGCGAGCGUGCGCGCGGCGUUGCUGUUGACCCGUGUUGGGCGUGUGGGGUUGACAUGCAGGAUGGGGACCGGCGUCACUGGUUUUGGGACUGGUUGCGCUGUCCCUGCGGGAAAACAUGGGGAUGGCUAUGGGUUUCAUGCCAGAGGAUGCUCUAAGUGCCUUCUCUCGUGAGGAGUUGUGGUUAGUGCGCCCGCCUGCGGGGCUCGCGCCAACUGUGUGGGAUGUGGUGUGUCUCGCUGCUAUGUCUGCCCUGGACUUUGGUCGGCAGCGUAUGGUUAUGGCCGGGCUGGCGGCGCGAGCGAAGCUGCCGUCGGCCUGGGUGCUGAGCAUUGGACUUGCCGUCGUCGCUGACUUCUGGGGUCGUCUCCAGACGUUUGUGACUUUGGGUAUCAGGCCAAAGGGUUGGGACACUGUGCCGUCUGCGCAUUAUUUCAUCAUCUUGUGCUGUUGGUGAAGGCAUGGUAUUGCGCUUGCCGUAUGACGCUGAUUCCCCGCCUCCCUCGCCGUGAGAGGUUGUGGGUGGUUGGUGGCUUUGUGUGUGGGCAGGACGCACGUGUGGGCGACCGUUCUAGUGCCUGGACGCUUGCGCCCUGGUUAGUGCGUGCGCUGUGCGUGUGUGCUGCGGCCUGGGCGAUUCCCGGCACUCCUGUGCCUAGGCUUGUGGCGUUGAGGCACAGCGGUGGGGCUCUGGCGGGUUGAGGCUUGGCUAGGACUCACUGUGCGCGGAGUCACACGGACAUUGGCCGCGGGAGUGUUUGCAGCAAAGUCGGGGUUGGUGGAGUCCAGUUGGGCCCUGAUAGCAUGUGAUGGCUCGGCGUCUUCGGGUGCUGGGACUGUCCCCUCUGUAACAUCCGCAUUCAUAACCUGGGGCGCCGCGCAGCUGCCGCCCGACCUCAGCGGCGGCGCACUGGGAGGAACCCUUGUUUCGUUGGGCUCGGGCACAUAAAUGCCCCCUACAACUUCACAUCUUAUUAAGAAAUCAUGAAUGUAAACCCCCAUCUGC
Messenger RNA from Chlamydomonas reinhardtii, 2997 nucleotides. RefSeq lists its product as uncharacterized. Lineage: Eukaryota; Viridiplantae; Chlorophyta; Chlorophyceae; Chlamydomonadales; Chlamydomonadaceae. The record is from RefSeq and is a predicted model, not a curated record. The transcript has 2 exons. The coding region runs from base 316 to 1212 and encodes 298 amino acids. Gene Ontology annotation, biological process: protein phosphorylation. Gene Ontology annotation, cellular component: plasma membrane. Gene Ontology annotation, molecular function: protein kinase activity; ATP binding.